GCAGUGGAGAGACUUGGCAAGGCUUCCCCUCCUUUGUCUGGAUGGCUCAGGGCUGCAGCGCCAGAGGAAAUCAAGAAAUGUCCAGGCUUGGUGGUUGUGGAUGGGGACGAGCUCUGGCUCAACUCAGAGGAGAAGGGAGAGAAAAAGUACUUUAAAACGACUGAAAACUCUGCUUCAGAAAAGGCUGCGGACACAAAAAAAUGACAAAACAAAACAAGUGCUUUUCUCUUUUUGAAAGAAUCUCUACAUUGAAGCCACUGGAGAUGACGAGGUUUCUUAAAAACGUAAUAACGCUUCCACAAAAUCGGAUUUAAACUCACUAAUGACUGUAGUUUUUAUAGCCGCAAUGCAGGGUUAAUACUGUACUUGUAUUUUUUGGAGAACCAAAUGCCUCUGAACUGGAUAAGGUUGGAUGUUUGACUUCAAGAUGUCCACUGGUAGCUGAAGCCAAACAUGACGUGAACGGCAACAAGACUGUUCCGCCUUUUCCAGAGGAGACAGAAAUGGCCAUGUUUGGGAUGGGCUGUUUCUGGGGAGCAGAGCGGAAGUUCUGGAAACAAAAAGGGGUUUAUUCCACCCAAGUGGGCUACUCUGGAGGGUUUACACCUAACCCCACCUACAAAGAAGUCUGCACAGGUGGGACCGGUCAUACGGAGGUGGUCAGAGUUGUUUUUUACCCAGACAAGAUCAGCUUCGCCAACCUCCUCAAAGUUUUCUGGGAAAGCCAUAAUCCAACACAAGGAAUGCGUCAGGGAAAUGACGUUGGGACGACUUAUCGCUCUGCCAUUUACACCUACACACAGCAGCAGCUUGAGGAAGCUUUGGCCUCCAGGGACCAAUACCAGAAGGUAUUAACAGAGGAGGGAUUCGGUCCGAUCACCACUGAAAUCGCAGAAGCGAAGCCGUUUUACUACGCUGAGGAUUACCACCAGCAGUACCUGAGUAAAAACCCGGAUGGAUACUGUGGUCUGGGGGGAACCGGGGUCUCCUGUCCAAUAGGGGUCAAACAAAAGGCCUAGGUGGAGGUGGAGUGGAGUGAGAACAGAGGAUUGAAGUGACAAAUGCAAACAGCUUUCAGGUGAUAAAACUGCAGGAUUAUCAUUUUUCAGCAAAGAAUGGUGUGAUUUGUGAACUUGAACUUGUUGGUAAAUUUAGAGGGUUCUAAAUCUGCAAACUGUUGCUUUUUCUCACAAAUAAGACAACAUUUCCAAUAUAUCCUGUUGUUGUUUGUCUUCACCUCUUUGAAAUAACUGAAGACACUGGUCAAAUGCUUUAUGCAUCCGUCUGUUAUAAAAAUCGGUGACUGCCGUAAGCGUUAAGGCUUCAGCUUUUCUGAGAUAAUGAGUGUUGAGGAGGCCAAUGUAAAAUGGAUGCAUAUCUUCAAACCAAUGCAAGAGAUCACCUCAAUAGCAUUUACCGCACACUUUUGCGAUAUUUUCAUCAAUUAAAUUCUAUAAAACCUCCUUUCAGUUUGUUUAUAAAUGUGUUUUUGCAGCACACUGGCACAGAGCUCCUUCAGGCUCAUUGCAUUUUGUGCUGACCCUGAUGACUUCUGCUGCUUUUUAUUGCUGUUUUACAUGCAUAGAAAUGAGCAAAACUUUACAGGGUUUUUUUUUCCACCGGAUUUCACUUACAGUGCUGAUACGAAGAUGCUCAUUAGAAAUAUGCACAAAUAAAUUCUUGAACUGGUUUAUAUUGAAAUCCAAUGCAGUUUCCUUGGCAUAUGACAAUAAAACAUGAUAACAGACUGUC
Molecule: messenger RNA, 1752 nt
Organism: Sphaeramia orbicularis (orbiculate cardinalfish)
Lineage: Eukaryota; Metazoa; Chordata; Actinopteri; Kurtiformes; Apogonidae
Product: mitochondrial peptide methionine sulfoxide reductase-like
Exons: 6
Coding region: 504-1019 (171 amino acids)
Biological process (GO): cellular response to oxidative stress
Cellular component (GO): cytoplasm
Molecular function (GO): peptide-methionine (S)-S-oxide reductase activity
Source: RefSeq, a predicted model, not a curated record